AUGUCCGCUACGGCCGCUCCUACCAUCUCAAAAGUGAUGCCCGAGUGUUGGGGCCACCGCGGAGCCUCUGCCCGCUUCCCCGAAAACACGCUCGCAAGCUUCGAAGCCGCCAUUCGCGAUGGCGCCGAGGGCAUUGAGAGCGACGUGCACGUUUCCGUAGACGACGUGGUCAUCAUGUUCCACGACCCUUCCGUCGACCGAGUUACGGACGGAACAGGCUUGAUCAGGGAAAGGUUGUGGUAUGGCGAGGAUGGGAUGCAGGCACUACGGACGGUCAAGGAGCCUAAGCAAUCUCUCACGACCUUCGAAGAGACAAUCCAGCUACUCAUGAAGCCUGAGAACCGACACGUGAAGUUCAACGUCGAUGUCAAGGUCCAAAACAAACCCGCACAUCUCUUCUCUCUCAUGCACAACAUCAUCUCCGCACAACCAGAUUGGGAGACGACCCUUGCGCCGCGCAUCUUGUUGGGACUGUGGCACCCCAGUUUCCUUCCCCAUGCGAAGAAGCACUUGCCGUACUGCCGCCGGUCAUACAUUGGGCAAAGCAUUGCCACCGCGCGCAAGUAUUUCUGGGACUCUUGCGACGUGUUCUCGAUUAGGUUCUCGACCCUCGCGAUGGCGGACGGCGCGAAGUUCCGUAAAGACUGCAAGGCCGCAGGGAAGAAGAUCAUGGCGUGGACCGUGAACGACCCGGAACACAUGGUCGAGGCGGUCAGAUGGGGUGUUGACGUGAUCAUCACGGACGUUACAAAGACGUGGCUGGAUCUCCGUUCGGCACUGCAAGUUGACUACGACAAGAUUGCCGCGCAGCACAGUCGUUUGUUCUACUGGACAACGCUCGAGUUCUACACGCCUGUACAGAUGCUCGCGCGGCGUCGCGACCACGUCUACCUGGAGGGUUACGCGGGCCCAUUCCGCAAGAUCGACACCGUGGAACCGCUUCCAAUGGUUUCUUAG
Dichomitus squalens LYAD-421 SS1 is the source of this 957-nucleotide messenger RNA. Its product is annotated as PLC-like phosphodiesterase. Gene Ontology annotation, molecular function: phosphoric diester hydrolase activity. The record is from RefSeq and is a predicted model, not a curated record. The coding region runs from base 1 to 957 and encodes 318 amino acids. NCBI's taxonomy places the organism in Eukaryota, Fungi, Basidiomycota, Agaricomycetes, Polyporales, Polyporaceae. The transcript is spliced from 8 exons. Gene Ontology annotation, biological process: lipid metabolic process.